AUGCCCUCCGCGGUGCCCUCGGGGCAGUCCUCCUACGGUUCGAUGGCGGCGACAAGAUAUGCGGCGGCGGCGGUAAGCAAUGCGGCGGCGAUGUCCGCCCCCGCGCCUCCCGGGCAGCUCUUGGGAGCAGCCAGCUCGUGGUCAAGCGUCUUUCAGACCCAGCAUCUCGCCCGCGAUGACAUGGACGUCGACCCGUCCAAGCGCGAGCGCAUGUGCAGGGCAACGGCGAUGAUACCUAGCGCCUUGGCGUCGGUUGUUCAGGCGAAGCUGAGCCUCGCGAGCCGGCCGUUCCUGACCAAGGUCGAAGAAGCGGCCUUGCUCUUGCAAUCUGUCAUCGGAGACGCGGACCUUGCGAGUGCGCAGGCGGCGAUGAAGGAGCUGCGGGCGGCAGAGUGGGCGUCCAACCAGAUGGAAGUUGACGACGACGAGGAGUACGAAGGGCCGUGGCCGAUGGAGGUGGACGGUUAGGAGGAAAAAGAGAGAAAGAUGAGGGCGAAGGCCUCCCCCUCCCCGCGGGACCACUUGUUGCUCCGCAACAUGUGAAAAUCAGGGGAAAUGGUGGCGUUUUUCAUGGUGUACGAGAGUGGCGGAUUCGUGACCAAUAUUUGUAGCAGAAGCACUAUUGGGCAGGAUGGGGCUUCAGAAUUGGUUGGUUUGGGCUGUUGAGUAUGUUUUGGGUGCGUGAGAUGUGCACGUGUGCUUCCUGCGUGGCGCGCUGCUGCGUGACGUGUGCGGCGUUGACGGUGGUGUGGCGUGCACAAAAGAAACGUAGGGGCAUGGAAAAGGGGGGGGGGAUUGGUGUAGAGAGUUGUUGGAGUGUAGAUGCGGGUAGAACACUUACUAGUCGUGUCACAAAGGCCUCUCGCGUGAGAUUAGGUUGUCGCGUGGGGGACACAUGAUGUCUGUGGGGGGAGAGUCGGACGCGAAUGGAUGCGCGUCACGUUUUAUCUAUGUGAUUUUUAUAGUAUUUCAAGCGUGUUUGUUCUCGAACAGCAGGCAACCUUCAUCGAGCGCUCGCGGUGGGUGUAGGACCAGCGUGUCAUCAUCACUCCUCUUUGAGUUCUCUCAGCUCGGCACGGGAUGCGAUGAAAGCGGAUGUGUUGUGGUGUGCAGGAUUUGGGUGUGGGCGGGCUAUGCGAGAAUGUGUACUUCGGGUGCACGGGUGCAUUGACCGAUUUCGAGUUUUGCCAGUCAAGGAUUGUUCGUCGUAAAGUAUUAGGUUCGUGUGUGUUUCUAUGUCUUGUCGUUACCGAGCGUAUUUUCUUUUAUCAUCAUCGACUACUAGGUUCGAGUGCCUUGUGUGUUGUGAGUUUCGUGCGGUGUUCGUGAUUGCUAUUUGUUGCUAUUGUAGUUGUUGCCAUGAUGGAACGAAGUCGGUUGCAGCACGCCGACAGUAGUAGAGCUUGGCUAUGCUUCGGAGCUCCUAUCGACGGUUGGAGUUCCAUCUAUAGACUAUGUCGUGUGGGCGAAAACUGUGCCUGUUCGCUGGAUGUGAGGAAUCUCCCAAUCGAUUACGUUGAUGCGUUAUCGCCAUUUGCUGGAGAUACGUUCUCCAUUGCAGCGGUAGCCACCUUCUGUGACCGUGUUGGGAGAUGGUGCACUGAUGGCGCACAGAAAUCGUUUCCAGAUCAGAGCGUUUGUUGGCCUUGGCCUUCUGUAACUGCGUUUCUCCAGCGUGUAGCCAGAACCACAACCGCCUUGAUUUGGGGUAACCCUCCCCCCCCCCGCCCGGUGUUUGCCAUCGGGGUUGGGUUUUCGUCGCUUGGCAACGACGUUGUAAAACAAGCCACCGCCCCCCCCCCGCCCUCCAUUCUAGACUUAAGUGGGUUGGCGCUGUUGGCAAAGCGCUGUGAAACAUGCCACCCCAAGUAUAGCCCCCAUAGUAUGCGCUACCAAAGACGCUUGACGCAUGGAUGAGUGGAGUGAGGAUAGCUUACGGAAACCAACCAGGUUGAGCGAUGUAGGAGAUUGCCGGACACAUAGACGUGAUGAGUGAUCAUGGCUGUAUACUGAAACCCCAAGGGUUGAGUGAGGUUUCAGAUUGCCAGACACAUGGACGGGUUGAGUGGGGAUAGCUGCAUACUGAAACCCCACGGGUUGAGUGUAGUUGGAGUGCCGGACACAUCGACGCGUUGAGUGAGGAUAAACACAUUCUGAACCUCACAGGUGAUUUGUGAUGGAGUUUGCCGGACACAUAGACGUGUUGAGUGAGGAUAGCUGCAUACUGAAACCUCAC
Messenger RNA from Ectocarpus sp. CCAP 1310/34, 2236 nucleotides. NCBI's taxonomy places the organism in Eukaryota, Phaeophyceae, Ectocarpales, Ectocarpaceae. The record is from the annotation of a GenBank genome assembly.